This is a messenger RNA of Brassica rapa (field mustard), 2123 nucleotides long. RefSeq names its product diacylglycerol O-acyltransferase 1. Gene Ontology annotation, molecular function: diacylglycerol O-acyltransferase activity. The record is from RefSeq and is a predicted model, not a curated record. Gene Ontology annotation, cellular component: endoplasmic reticulum membrane; chloroplast envelope. NCBI's taxonomy places the organism in Eukaryota, Viridiplantae, Streptophyta, Magnoliopsida, Brassicales, Brassicaceae. Gene Ontology annotation, biological process: triglyceride biosynthetic process.
UCCCAAAGUGUGAAAAUAUAUUCAAAAACUAGAAGAAAAAUAAACAAAUUAAUUAUGUUUGGGACUUAAAGAAAAUAAGAAAAUAAAAUAUCUCCACCGCUAUUCAGUAAAGUCUUCCGUCACCAUUGUUGUCAUCUUCCUCGCUUUGUCUCUCGUGAUUCUCUUUCGAGGAAGGAGACACGAUACACCGAUUCAUCAGCUUCCCCGUGCCAUUUCCUCUUUUCAGCAAUCUUCCUAGAAUCCACUUUAAGAUUCCUUAGAUUCACUAACAACCAUCCCUCUGCAUGCGUUUCGUUUCUUAAAACCUAACUCUUUGCAAAUGGAGACUUUGGAUUCUGGAGGCGUCACUAUGCCGACGGAGAACGGUGGUGCCGAUCUCGAUACGCUUCGUCACCGGAAACCGAGAUCGGAUUCCUCCAACGGACUUCUUCCUGAUUCCGUAACUGUUUCCGAUGCUGACGUGAGGGAUCGGGUUGAUUCAGCUGUUGAGGAUACUCAAGGAAAAGCCAAUUUGGCCGGAGAAAACGAAAUUAGGGAAUCCGGUGGAGGCGGCGGAGAAGCGGGGGGAAACGUGGAUGUAAGGUACACGUAUCGGCCGUCGGUUCCAGCUCAUCGGAGGGUGAGGGAGAGUCCACUCAGCUCUGACGCCAUCUUCAAACAGAGCCAUGCUGGACUGUUCAACCUGUGUGUAGUAGUUCUUGUUGCUGUAAACAGUAGACUCAUCAUCGAAAAUCUCAUGAAGUACGGUUGGUUGAUCAGAACUGAUUUCUGGUUUAGUUCAACGUCGCUGCGAGAUUGGCCGCUUUUCAUGUGUUGUCUCUCCCUUUCAAUCUUUCCUUUGGCGGCCUUUACCGUCGAGAAAUUAGUACUUCAGAAAUGCAUAUCUGAACCUGUUGUCAUCUUUCUUCAUGUUAUUAUCACCAUGACCGAGGUCUUGUAUCCAGUCUAUGUCACUCUAAGGUGUGAUUCCGCCUUCUUAUCAGGUGUCACGUUGAUGCUCCUCACUUGCAUUGUGUGGCUGAAGUUGGUUUCUUACGCUCAUACUAACUAUGACAUAAGAACCCUAGCUAAUUCAUCUGAUAAGGCCAAUCCUGAAGUCUCCUACUAUGUUAGCUUGAAGAGCUUGGCGUAUUUCAUGCUUGCUCCCACAUUGUGUUAUCAGCCGAGCUAUCCACGUUCUCCUUGUAUCCGGAAGGGUUGGGUGGCUCGUCAAUUUGCAAAGCUGAUCAUAUUCACUGGAUUCAUGGGAUUUAUAAUAGAGCAAUAUAUAAAUCCUAUUGUUAGGAACUCAAAACAUCCUUUGAAAGGGGAUCUCUUAUACGGUAUUGAAAGAGUGUUGAAGCUUUCAGUUCCAAAUUUAUACGUGUGGCUCUGCAUGUUCUACUGCUUCUUCCACCUUUGGUUAAACAUAUUGGCAGAGCUCCUCUGCUUCGGGGAUCGUGAAUUCUACAAAGAUUGGUGGAAUGCAAAAAGCGUGGGAGAUUAUUGGAGAAUGUGGAAUAUGCCUGUUCAUAAAUGGAUGGUUCGACAUGUAUACUUUCCGUGCCUUCGCAGAAAUAUACCGAAAGUACCCGCUAUUAUCCUUGCUUUCUUAGUCUCUGCAGUCUUUCAUGAGUUAUGCAUCGCAGUUCCUUGUCGUCUCUUCAAACUAUGGGCUUUCUUGGGGAUUAUGUUUCAGGUGCCUUUGGUAUUUAUCACAAACUAUCUACAAGAAAGGUUUGGCUCCAUGGUGGGAAACAUGAUAUUCUGGUUUACCUUCUGCAUUUUCGGACAACCGAUGUGUGUGCUUCUUUAUUAUCACGACUUGAUGAACCGCAAAGGAAAGAUGUCAUAGAUGUGUAUGUUCUGAUACUAAAACAGGGGAAAAUGUGUGUUUUAAUCUUCUUACAAAUUGUCAAUUGAAGAAGGAAAGAAAAAUAAAGUGUGUAUCAGCAAAAGUUUUGGUAGUGUUACACAGACUUAGAAGAGAAAGAAUCAUGUUGAGUUAUGUUUCUCUUUAUCCUCCUUGUCUGUUCACUUGAUCUGCUGCUUCUUAUCUUUAACAAGAAGCCCAUAAAGGAAAGUGGGUUUAGAUGUUGGAUUUUGUUUUUCUGUUUUUGGAAAUUUAGGUUUUUAUUGUUAUA